UCGCUCUUAUUUUCCUUUCUGUUUGGAGUUUCCUUCAUUGGUUUUUCUGAGUUGCCUCAAAUGGCAUUUUUGGAUCACGAUAAAACAUGGAGAGUUGUAUCGGUUCUCUUCUUGGUCUCUUUGAAUUUGUUGCAGAGCUUGGUUCUCGGAGCUCCUCAAGUCCCAUGUUACUUCAUCUUCGGAGACUCGCUCGCCGACGAUGGCAAUAACAACAAUCUCCUUACACUGGCCAAAUCGAAUUAUCCUCCUUAUGGGAUUGACUUCCCCGACGGUGCCACCGGAAGGUUUACCAAUGGCCGCACCUCCGUCGACAUCAUCGCUCAACUCCUCAGAUUUGACAAGUUUAUUCCACCCUUUGCCACUGCAAGAGGCAAGGAAGUACUCCAAGGUGUGAAUUAUGCAUCCGGUUCAGCCGGCAUUCGCAAUGAAACGGGACAGCAACUGGGCGAUCGAAUCAGCUUGAACCGUCAGCUGGGAAAUCAUUUGAUCACGGUCUCGCGCGUCAAAGGAAUACUGGGGAGGAAUGCUUCGGCGUACUUAAACGAGUGCAUAUACACAGUGGGAAUGGGGAGCAAUGACUAUAUUAACAACUACUUCAUGCCCGACAUAUACCCGACUAGCAGGAUGUACACGCCUGAGCAAUACGCCGAUGUAUUAAUCAAGCAAUACAAACAACAGUUGAAGACAUUGUAUCUCUAUGGAGCGAGGAAGGUGGCAGUUAUUGGAUUGGGUUUAAUAGGAUGCACCCCCGCAGAAAUAAAAAGAUUUGGCACGAAUGGCUCGGUAUGCGUUGACAAGAUCAACAAUGCUGCUAUCUUGUUCAAUAAUCGGCUCCAACCACUCAUAGUUGAAUUCAAUAGCAACCUCUCGGAUGCUAACUUCACCUACAUAAACGCUUUCGCAAUCUCAACCACUGGUCCUGGCACAGCUGGCCUAAUUUCGAAUGCGACCUGCUGUAAAGUGGAUGAGGAACUGGGCACUUGCGUUCCCUUCAAAACUCCAUGCUCGAACAGGUCGUCAUAUGUGUUCUACGACGACUUCCAUCCCACGGAGGUAGUGAAUUUGGGGUUUGCUGCGAGAGCAUACAAUGCUUUGCUUCCAUCCGAUGCCUCCCCUUACGACAUUCGAAAACUCGCGAUGAUCUGACCAAGGAGAUUGGGAUAAUAUCGGUCACUGCCGAAGCAGUUUUCUACACGGCUGCUAGUGUCUAAACGUAUACGCUAUUGAAUAAAAUCACCAGGAUAAUUCCAGUAAAAUAAGGAGACUGCUAUUUGAGAAUAAGAGCUU
Messenger RNA from Syzygium oleosum, 1287 nucleotides. Its product is annotated as GDSL esterase/lipase At1g29660-like. Bases 61 to 1146 code for a protein of 361 amino acids. The transcript has 5 exons. NCBI's taxonomy places the organism in Eukaryota, Viridiplantae, Streptophyta, Magnoliopsida, Myrtales, Myrtaceae. The record is from RefSeq and is a predicted model, not a curated record. Gene Ontology annotation, molecular function: hydrolase activity, acting on ester bonds.